AUGGUGAAUCUUGAGCUACGCCGACAGGUUGUCAAUGUUUAUAAAGAGCUAUUGUUCUUAGGCCGAGAAUAUCCGCUGGGAUAUCAGUAUUUCCGAGAUCGACUGCACCGUGCCUUCUCCAGUCAGACACAGAUAACCGAUGAGGAUCAGAUCCGCAAGGGGAUAGCAAGAGCCGAGUUUGUGAAGAAAGGUCAGUCCAACCCCACCCAAAUCAUCAGCUUUGAUGCUGCUAUGGAUUAUUACUAA
This is a messenger RNA of Penicillium brevicompactum, 246 nucleotides long. RefSeq names its product electron transfer flavoprotein regulatory factor 1. Bases 1 to 246 code for a protein of 81 amino acids. Gene Ontology annotation, biological process: respiratory electron transport chain. The transcript has 2 exons. The record is from RefSeq and is a predicted model, not a curated record. NCBI's taxonomy places the organism in Eukaryota, Fungi, Ascomycota, Eurotiomycetes, Eurotiales, Aspergillaceae. Gene Ontology annotation, cellular component: mitochondrion.